This is a messenger RNA of Tarenaya hassleriana, 1202 nucleotides long. RefSeq lists its product as uncharacterized. The coding region runs from base 122 to 697 and encodes 191 amino acids. The transcript has a single exon. The record is from RefSeq and is a predicted model, not a curated record. NCBI's taxonomy places the organism in Eukaryota, Viridiplantae, Streptophyta, Magnoliopsida, Brassicales, Cleomaceae.
UUUCCUUCCGAUUAUGCCCUUCUCCAUUUUCUCUCUCAGAUUCCCCUAAUUUCCCAAGAAAUUCUUUUCUCCCCUCUGCCAUUUCGACCGUGUUUUCUGAAUCAUUUCUUCCUCUGGAGCCAUGGGAGUCGCCGUUGUUCAUCCUCAUGACGUGCUGAAAGGCCCUUUCUCCACAAAUACCUUUGGCCCUCACGUGAAAUAUGCCCGUAACCCCAGCGCUUGCCCCAACAAGCCGAAGAAGCCGCAGCCAAACAACCGCCGCCGCCGGAGUCCGCCGCGUCCUCAGGCUGGGAUUCCGGCUGCGGCUCCACCGCCUCCUGGGACAUCCGCCGUCGUUCCGAAGGGCUUGAAGAAGAAGACCCAUCACAACAACAAUCACCAUCUAGCUGCCGGACAGGUGAGAAUCCUCAAGCGUGGUGAGGAAAUCGCCAAGACAGUCAUGGAUCUUGUGGUUGAUGACCCAGAUCUGGGAUCUACUCGCUGGAUCGGUCCAGAUCCGGAGAUGACGUCGACCCAGAUCCUUCUUUCUGGCUCGAAAUCAACUCCGGCAUCGUUCUACGCCGGUCCCGUCACGCUGACAUCUCCGCCACCGACCGAUGUCCCGCUUCCGGCGUUCUGCUCAAAGAAAAGCGUCUCGAUGUUCAAAGCCAAGGAUGCGACCAACGAUCUGAUCAGGAUCCUCCGUCUUGAGAUCUGACAAGAUUCGACGAACAGCCGUGUUAUCUUAUUUCACCUUAUCCCUCCUUAACCCAUACCCUAUCGUCUGAUCCACAAAACCUCCGGUGACGAAACUAGAAGAUGCAGAGGCAUCUUCGUUACAGAUAUAUUUCGAAUCCUCCCUUAUUUUUUCAAGGGGAAGAUCGAAAUUUCUACUAACAGUUUUAGUUUCUCUUGUAGGCGUUAGAGCUUUGCUUAGAUAUGUAUUGUCCAUAGGCUCUGGCUUUUCAUUUUUCUUGUUUUCUUUUCUUCCAAUGGGUUUUCUUAGAAUCUGGGUAAAUCAUGGGUUGUGUAAUUUUCUGGGUUUCUGUCUUUUGUGUUUUCUUUUUAGGGUUCAUAAUCAGGUGAAGCAGUAGAGAUGCGUGUGCUUGCAGAAGAACUAAGUGUCUUAGGUUUCUGUAUCCCCCUCAUGUCUUGUCCUCUUCAUCUUCAAUCUAUGGAAAUUAACUUUCUGUUAACCUGAAAGUGUGAAUCUCUUGUUUCAA